AUGACUAUCCACCUCACCCCAAUCGAAAACACCUUGAGGAGCCUUCUCUUGGACGUCGCUGAAUAUAUCCGGGAGCAAGAACUCGCCGCGGGACGGAAAGAUGCAGAGAUCCAACCCCUUGUCUUGCGCUUCACUGGUGGUUGGGUGCGCGACAAGCUGCUGGGAGUAGACAGCCAGGAUAUCGAUGUCGCCAUUAAUACUAUGACGGGCUAUCAGUUCGGGAUGCGACUCAAGGAGUAUCUGGACCAACCGGAGAAUCUCGAGAAAUACCGCACCAACCAUGCCAAUGGCGAGAUGCGCGAGGCGAUCGUCAGUCUCCACAAAAUCGAAGCAAAUCCGGAGAAGUCUAAGCACCUCGAAACAGUGACCACGAAAAUUUUCGGUCUUGAUAUCGACUUAGUCAACUUGCGGAAGGAAACCUAUACGGAUGAUAGUCGGAAUCCUCAGAUGGAGUUUGGUACCGCCGAGGAGGACGCAAUGCGCCGGGAUGCAACCAUCAAUGCAUUGUUCUACAAUCUGAAUGAAUCCAAGGUCGAGGACCUGACAGGCAGGGGAUUUGAAGACAUGAGACAUCGCAUCAUCCGAACCCCACUAGAGCCCUAUCAAACGUUCAAGGACGACCCGUUGCGUGUUCUUCGGUUGAUCCGUUUCGCGAGCCGAUUGGGUUACCGCAUCGACGAGGAAACAGAGAGGGCGAUGCAGAACAGCGACAUCAGUGUGGCGCUCAAACUCAAGAUCAGCCGGGAACGUGUUGGAACCGAGUUGGAGAAGAUGCUCCGAGGACCUGACCCACGGGGUGCGCUUCAUUUUAUUGACCGUCUCGGCCUGUACCCGACUAUCUUUACGAACUAUCAGGACGAUGUGCGUUGCGACACGGCUUCCUGGUCUCUUGCUUAUAAUGCAAUGGAGCGGCUGCUUCGCGAUGACGCUGAAGCUACUACACUUUGCCGUACGCAAUUAAUUCGUGACAAAUCUGAGACCUACCACGCUUGGAUUAUCACUGCUCUGGCACCCUGGUCAAAUGUUCCCACGCGCGUUAUGGAGGGACCAAAAGCAAAGCCUCUACCCCCACGGGCCGCCGAAGUUGCCCGGGAUAGUCUGCGUUCUGACAACAAAACAGUCACGCUCCUAGCCGAUGCGGCCAAAAGCUGGGAAAAGAUUAUUGAUGUGAAGUCUUCCCUACUGAAAGGGGCCAUGGGCGGUACUGCAGCGGAAGUUCGACAACAGAUUGGGCUGUAUCUCCGCGCAUGGAAGAAGGACUGGAGGCUCUGCAUGGUCUUAUCAGCAUUGCAGGAGGUCAUGCAGGGCGGAGAAUUCUCCGAAGUGGUUGAUGGAUAUAACAAAUUCCUCUCUUAUAUCGUUGAGAAUGAUUUGCAGGAUGUCUGCACAAUGAAGCCUAUUGUCAACGGAAGCGAGAUCAUGAAGGGUCUAGGUGCCCGCAAUGGUCCGUGGAUGAGUAAAGCCAUGGAGGAGGUGAUUGAAUGGCAGCUGCUCCAUCCGGACGUCACUGAUAAACAAAAGGCGCUGGACCAUCUCGCGCAGAUGAAAGGAGAAUUCGGGCUUUCCUGA
Aspergillus terreus NIH2624 is the source of this 1569-nucleotide messenger RNA. Its product is annotated as tRNA adenylyltransferase. The transcript has 3 exons. The record is from RefSeq and is a predicted model, not a curated record. The coding region runs from base 1 to 1569 and encodes 522 amino acids. Gene Ontology annotation, molecular function: ATP:3'-cytidine-cytidine-tRNA adenylyltransferase activity; RNA binding. Gene Ontology annotation, biological process: tRNA 3'-terminal CCA addition. NCBI's taxonomy places the organism in Eukaryota, Fungi, Ascomycota, Eurotiomycetes, Eurotiales, Aspergillaceae.